Messenger RNA from Amaranthus tricolor (Joseph's coat), 1635 nucleotides. Its product is annotated as protein PHLOEM UNLOADING MODULATOR. The transcript has 4 exons. Bases 64 to 1353 code for a protein of 429 amino acids. Gene Ontology annotation, molecular function: ceramide cholinephosphotransferase activity; sphingomyelin synthase activity. Gene Ontology annotation, cellular component: endoplasmic reticulum membrane; Golgi membrane. Gene Ontology annotation, biological process: ceramide biosynthetic process. Lineage: Eukaryota; Viridiplantae; Streptophyta; Magnoliopsida; Caryophyllales; Amaranthaceae. The record is from RefSeq and is a predicted model, not a curated record.
CCAAAAAAACAUUCUACCAAAUUACCCUCUAGCUUGUGGAAGACCAACAAGUCAACACCCAAAAUGCGGUGGUCGCCACGGAUGAGAUGCGGCGGCGCCGGCCUAGGAAUAGCAGCAAUGGCGUACAUAACUAUCGAUUAUCUAAGAGAGAUAUCCCCAUUAUGGCACUCCCGUCUUCAACCUUCUCUCUGGGCUAUUCUUUUCAUCAUUGUCCUCUCCCGUAUCUUCUCUUACAACCAUUGGUCUGCUGAGUUUCGUGCUUUUAUUCCUUUCCUUGCUUCCAUUCUUUUCCUUCUCUCUGCUCUCCUCUUUGAAGCUCUUUCUGUUCGCUCUGUUACUGCUGUUCUGGGUCUUGAUUGGCACAGAAAUACAGAUCCUCUUCCUGACACUGGCCAGUGGCUACUUCUUGCUCUGAAUGAGAAGCUCCCCCAGACUGUGGUUGAUCUCUUAAGAGCCCACAUAGUUGGGUUACAUCACUUCUUGAUGCUUUUUAUAAUGCUCGGUUUCUCUGUGCUAUUUGACUCUGUAAAGGCCCCUGGCUUUGGACUAGGAGCAAGGUACUUGUUCACAAUGGCAAUUGGCCGCCUUUUACGGGCCAUAAGUUUUGUAUCAACAAUCCUGCCAUCUCCUCGUCCUUGGUGUGCCACAGCUCGCUUUCAUGUUCCAGAAUAUCCUCAUCAUUGGGCUCAGAAGUAUUACACCCCUUAUGCUUCGGAUCCAAAUGCUAUUCGUCAGUUAAUAAAUAAGGAUUUUGCUUAUGCUGAUCCUGGUACAUUACAAGGUGACUACCGUCCUGAUUGGGGUUCAAUGAGCUUUCUCAUUGAUUUUCUGCGUCCACUUCCUCCCGAGGGCUCUUCAUGGCUCCAUCUGCUGAAGAAAGCUGGAGGCGGCUGCAAUGACCUACUUUACAGUGGCCACAUGCUUGUUGCUGUACUGACGGCCAUGGCUUGGACGGAAGCGUAUGGUGGUUUUAGUUCAGCUCUCGUAUGGCUCCUAGUUAUUCACAGUGCUCAAAGAGAAAUCCGGGAGCGCCAUCAUUACACUGUGGAUUGUGUUGUAGCUAUCUAUGUUGGUAUCCUCUUAUGGAAGAUGACGGGAUUCAUAUGGUCGUCCAAGAAUGUCUCGAGGAUCAAAAGGCUUACUAAGCUAGAAAAGAUACAAGGUAAGCUAAUGCAGGCUUCCAAAGAUUCUGACAUAGAAGAGAUUCGAAAACUUCUUAAUGAAGUUGAGCUAGCAAGUCAAGAUAAUCCGGGAGAUAAAGUAAGUCGAAAGGUUAUGUUAUUCCCUUUGUUGAUUGUUAUCUCGACCUUCAUAAUUAUUGCUCUAGCCUUCACGCAUACUAGUGAUGGAUGACUUUCUCUGGCACCCGUGGUCGCCUUUGUAACUGUCUUUGUUCGUACAUUGUAACAUUUUGUAUUUUGCAAUCCACUCUACAUUUGCAAGAGUAGGAUGCAUUUUAGACGUAGUAUUUAAACAUAUGAGCUCAUAGUUGUGCUUCAUAUGGUGUUAUGACUCUUUUCAUUGGUGGAGAUAGAUUUGCGAGUUCCAGUUGUAAAAUCUUGUAAGUUGUAUCCUGAGAAUGGUGAAAUAUUUUGUGGUUCUAAGAUUCAAAUAGGGCGACUUUCUUGCUUCGAA